This is a messenger RNA of Gambusia affinis (western mosquitofish), 3099 nucleotides long. It is a transcript of the gene hoxc9a, whose product is annotated as homeobox C9a. Gene Ontology annotation, biological process: embryonic skeletal system morphogenesis; anterior/posterior pattern specification; regulation of transcription by RNA polymerase II. Gene Ontology annotation, cellular component: nucleus. NCBI's taxonomy places the organism in Eukaryota, Metazoa, Chordata, Actinopteri, Cyprinodontiformes, Poeciliidae. The transcript is spliced from 2 exons. The record is from RefSeq and is a predicted model, not a curated record. The coding region runs from base 2265 to 3053 and encodes 262 amino acids. Gene Ontology annotation, molecular function: RNA polymerase II cis-regulatory region sequence-specific DNA binding; DNA-binding transcription factor activity, RNA polymerase II-specific.
GAGUAAGAUUCAUAUUGUGGAACUUGUGUUUUAAUAUCAGUUAAAUGAUAAGCACACAUUAACACAUACCAGCACGUGCAUGCACGCGCACACAAACUGAGUAUACGUGUGGACGCAGAACCACAGGUGCACUUCCAAAACAAUACAAGUGAUCUCUUUGGAGUACAGUAAAUAUGUAUACAGUAAAUAUGUAUACAGGAUACACAUAGUGAAUUUAUAUGACUGCAUAUUAAGGUAAUAAAUGGCCCGUGACUGUGAUAAAUUUACGUUUUUAUAUAUUUAUUACGCCUGUUUUACAUGAAGAAACAGGCGUUAGCAUACGGCGUACAGAAAACAGAUUCAUACUAUGGCAUAAACAUGCAGUGUGGAUCUGUUUGCUUUCCUAAAUUCUUGGUAAAAUGUUGAACUCGCUCGGUUCAGUCAGCCGCGUUCAUCAACAAUCACACCCCAACACCGUUUGACGUGAUCCGGGUUAAGGUUUGCAGUCUGGCCUUUUAAAUUUCAUGCUUGAAUCUGAACUCAGCAAGCAAGAGAAACCCAACAUUAUCUCAAUGUUUCGUUUGAAAAGAACAACAAAGCACAAAACACUGACUCUCGGUCUUAAACGGUUUGAGCAUUUAAAAAAACCCCAACAAAUUAGGAAUAUUAGGGCGGAAACACCUGAACCUUGACUGGUAGCACUUUGGUGAUAACAGCAGAGAGGAUACAUUGCUGUUUGUUAUUGAUCGUCUAGACGACAUUUUUGAAAUGUAUGGAAUGCACCUUUGAAAUAAUCGGAGAUAAUUUUGGAACGAGAGUGAGAGCAUUUUAACAGCUGAUAUAUAUAUUUAUGUUUUAUGUGUAAUCAAUGUAAUAAUCAAAAACUUUACCGCAUGAACUCUACUUUGUUCCUUUGUUGCUAUUCAGCUUCAGUUUUUAUACUAGUAGUCCACACUAAACCUAUGGCAAAAAAACCAAAACAAACAAAAAAAAAAAAAAAAACAUUUUGCACAAAAAUUACCCUGAAAAAUUAGAAAUUGAAAAACAUGUGACAAAUAUAUAUAUGUACCAAAUGAGAGCAGCGUCAGUAUCACACUUUUAUUGACCUAUGUAGGACGUUGUUGUAUUUCUGUUUUUGUGGUGUUGCGACUUUGCUAAGUCGAUGAAUCGCUCCUUCUCAGGUCUCAGACAACGUCAGAAGUGUGUUGUGAAGAAAACCGGCAGGACACAAAAGUAACACUUCCAAUUUUAUGAACGCUGUCGUGGAGUUAGAUACCCCCUUAUGUAAACCCUGUUAUAUCAUCUGCUGCUCUCGGCCUUUUUAAUUUCAUUAUUUCUAAUUUUCUUUAGCAGGCGCACACAAUGGUGGCGGCUUUUAUUUUUAGCAGGGAUCUCAGAUGCUCUCCAUAUUAACGAUACGUUUAUGAACAAUCAAAUGGUCCUCGUUAAAAUUUAUUGAUGGACAUAAAAACCUCGAACGGUCACUGGCCGAAUAUAGUUGGCUUUUUUAGUGGGCUGUGAGUCUGUAAGCCUUCGGAAUCUCCUUCUCGGCAGUAUCUGCACAAACCCCAUUUAGGGAACGUUUGGUCUUCAGGCUCUCGUUAAAAGUCGUGCGAAAUGCAUCCCUUCUUUUGAUUCUCCCCAGUAUCCACCGUGCACGUCUCCCUGCUGCAGCUGCAGAUUCGUCCGUGAAGGCUUUUCUCUUUACAUAUCCCUGAAAACAAUAAACAGCAUUCUACGAGAAGUUAUAAACUCCUCACUUUAUCAAAUGCUGGUUUGCCGAGGAUAAAAAGAGCCAACGAUUCAAUAAACGCUUCAAUGCUGUAACAGUAUCUAUUGAAGUAGCAUAGAGCCCUGACAGAGAUUAAUUACACCAUCAAAUAGUUCCUUGCUUUAACACGCAAUGUGCGCAGGUCUGUGCUACGACUGGAUAAAGAUCUAGCUGCAGCACUGCACAUGAAUGUUUUCCUUAUUUAAAAAAAAAAAAGAAAAAAAAAAAGAAAUGUUAUGGCAAUUUUACCUCUAUGAGUCCAGGAAUGAAGUGAAAGAACACUUUGUUUAAUCCCAUUUAUGUGCAUUGGUAUCCCUGGAUGAGUGGCGCAUUGAUCCACUGUACAAUUUUUGUGGGGGUAAAUAUAAUCACGUGUCAGCGGGUCAGCCAAUGGGAGCCAGGAAAGCUUUGAGAAAUAAUUACCUGCCUUGAUUGUUCUAUGGCUAGAUAAAAAAGUACACAUACACUCCAUAUAAUAAACGGAUGCAUGUAAAAGAGUCGGGGAGGCUUCGACAUGUCGACCACGGGUCCCAUAAGUAAUUAUUAUGUGGACUCCUUGAUCAACCAUGAGAACGAGGAUGUCCUUGCUGCGACUCGAUUCUCUGCUCCCGGUUCGCACCCAGCUGGCCCCCGUCCGACGUCCCUAGUCCCGGAGUGCGCCGACUAUCCUUCCUGCAGCUUCGCACCCAAACCGACCGUGUUCUCCACGUCCUGGGCCCCCGGACACUCCCAGUCAUCAGUGGUCUACCAUCCGUACAGUCACCAGCCGCACUUAGGCACAGACUCGAGGUAUAUGCGUUCAUGGCUGGAGCCGAUCUCAGGCGCCGUGCCUUUUCACGGCUACCCGGGGAACGGCAGACAUUACGGACUGAAGCCCGACGCCUUCCAGGAGCACAGAGCCGGGGAAUGCCUCAGCUCCGCCGGACGGACCUACCCGGAUUAUCUGUACUGCUCAUCCACUGAUAUGCGAGACAAGACGCCGCAGAACGUCCCCUCUCCGGAGUCGGAGCUUCUUGCGUCUGGGAAGCAUAAGGAGGAGAAGCCGGAGCUAGAUCCUAAUAACCCCGUGGCCAAUUGGAUACAUGCCCGCUCCACGAGGAAGAAGCGGUGUCCUUACACAAAGUACCAAACUUUGGAACUGGAAAAGGAGUUCUUGUUCAAUAUGUACCUCACCAGAGACCGCAGAUACGAGGUCGCAAGGGUACUGAAUCUGACCGAGAGGCAGGUCAAAAUCUGGUUUCAGAACCGGCGAAUGAAGAUGAAGAAAAUGAACAAGGACAAGAGCGACAACAAGGAACAAUAAUGACUGAGGAGAGAAAGAAAGAGAGAGAGAGAAAAAAAAAACAACU